This is a messenger RNA of Saccharomycopsis crataegensis, 3192 nucleotides long. RefSeq lists its product as uncharacterized. The record is from RefSeq and is a predicted model, not a curated record. The coding region runs from base 1 to 3192 and encodes 1063 amino acids. Lineage: Eukaryota; Fungi; Ascomycota; Saccharomycetes; Ascoideales; Saccharomycopsidaceae. The transcript has a single exon.
AUGGCAUUCACUAAUCCAAUGACACAGAGGCUAUCUCCUCUUGAAAGAAUGAAUCUUAUACAGUUAAAGCAACAUCUUCGACAGGAAAGAUAUUAUAGGCUCAAAAGAAUACAGCAUAAUUUGUCGAUGAAGGAAAGGAAGAAUCAGCAAAACUUAAUUGAUAAAAUAUGCGAGCAUGUGGAAGCAACCUCCCAAAAGUAUAGAAAAUUAAAUCAAGAUUCUAAGAGGAAGUUAUUGACUGCUGGUCCGUCUCUGUCAGUCAACGAAAACAAUAAACAACUUGUUUUGUCCUCAGACAAAAAUAAACAAAUGGUCCUACCAGGAGAUAGCAAAAAGAGAAAGUUUGGUCUCUUUUCAGCGGAUUUCAGUUACGAUGAUAUCUUAGCGGAAGAAAAUAAUAAGAUCACAUCCAAAGAGUUUGAGAAAGAUAAUUCAAUAUUACAUAUAACGAAAAAUAACAAUAACGGCCAUGCGCUAUCUGAGGGCACCAGCAAAAGCAUAAACAAACACCCAAGCAACAAUUCAUUUAUGAAAGUUAAUCCGUCAAGCGGAUUUAGAUUCACAAAGAAAAACUUGUCUUUAUUAAAGCCUAGUGAGGUAGAUAUUGCAGAAUCAACGCGUGCCGAAGAAACUAUUGUCAAUACACAAGAUACCCCAUCGAAGAUCGUCACAGGAACACAACCCUCAAUGUUUGGUUCCAGUAUUCCUAUUAAGCAAGGGAAUACAACUUUAAGUGAACCAGCAGCGUCAUCUAGCCCAUCGCUUGCGCAAGAGAAACCAAAACCUAGUACAGGAUUCACAUUAGGUUCAAUAAAGAAAGCUGAAACAGAGGAUCAAUCUAACAAAAGUUUUUCUAUUGGAUCCAAUCCAUUGAGUUCAACCGGAACCUCUCAUCUGUUAUUUUCACUGAUCAGCAAAGCUGGUGCUGAAAAGGAAGCGGCAUCAAAGGCACCAGUGUCGCUGUUCAAAUUUGGAAAUUCCUCAAACGUUAUCGCGGAUAAGCCAGUUGGCAAUGAAUUGGAAGGUACCAAAUCUUCAAAUGGUGGAUUUUUGUUUGGAAAAAACAGUUCCAAGCCAGCUACUUCCAAUGGAUUGAAUUUUUCUUUUGGCACCAAUUCCUCAAAAUCAGAUACCAAGGCACUAAAGGAACCAACGAUCGCGAAAACUGAUGUGAUUAAAGAAAAUGAGUCAGAAGCUAAAGAAAAUUCUUCUGAUGAUAAUAAGACAACAGCCUCAUUUUCGUUCGGUAAAUCUAAUUCUUCCGAGAAGCCUUUCCAGUUUAACAAGCUGGCGGCGGGUUCAUUUGGUAAACCAGUGACUGACAACAAAGUUAAAAGUGAAAAAACAUCAUUAUUUUCGUUCGGUAAAUCAGUGGAUGAUAAGAAGGUUGAAAAUACAAAAACACCUGCAUUUUCGUUCAGUAAACCAGUGGGUGACAACAAAGUUGAAGAAGAAGCACCAGUAUUUUCACUUGGCAAUUCAAAAACUACAUUAGCAGAAAAGUCAACUGGUCAAUCUUCAAAUGUUGGCUUCAAUUUUGGAAGCUCUUUAGGUGGUGAAAAUAAUUCCACUAAACCAAAACUUACAUUUGGAGAUAUUAGUACUAAGUCGAGUUCUGCUGCUGAAGAGAAGGAGAAACCGGCUACUGCUUCUUCUGGCUUCUCUUUUGCAAAUAACAAUAAAGACACUUCUGCUCCAUUUAGUUUCGAUAAAGCAUUGCCUACCGACACUAAAGCUUCUUCAAACCCAACUAGUACAUUUGCUUUUGGCGGCCAAUCUAAGGAGACAAAGUUGGGUCCUCAGAUCUCUACUGCUGCUGUCUCGGAGAGCGGCUCACUGAUUUUUGGUAAUGAUCUCAACAAGAUUUCGGAUCUGAAGCCUACAACUGGCGGAUUUGGGCUCAAGAAAUCAUCUGAGGCUAGUGGUGCUACAUCUAUUUUCUCAUUUGGUAAAACACAGCCUUCUGCUGAUAGUACACAAGCCAAAAAGUCCCCAUUAUUUGGAAAUGUAUCUACCACUGAUUCUACAAAACCUUUCACUUUCGGUGGGUCCAACCCAACAAAUUCUUCAACAAGUGCAGCUAGUCCUUCCCCCGGAUUCAAUUUCGGAAGUGCUAAAACCUCAAGUGCCUCUGGAUCUGCUACUGCGUUUAACUUUGGAGCGACUAACACCAAAAUAGUGGGCGCAACAACUCCAAACUUCGGAUUUGGUAAAAAUAUGAAUGCUGAUGAAGCACCAAAAAAGUCCACAUUAAAUUCUAGCUUUGGAAAUCAAAUGUCCGACAAUAAUAAUUUGUUUGGUGAAAAGAGAUCAUUUGAAACUAAUGAUGAGCCAGAUAUGAAAAAGAAAGGCGCGUUUGGGAGCAGUUUUGGUAACAAUAGCAAUUCGUUAGCGACACCAAAACCCGCCCAACCAAUUUUCGGAGGUGCUAGUGGCAGCACGAGCUUCAAUUUCAGCGGGAGCUCAUCUAAAACUCCUAUGAAUGGUGGCUCUAAAUUCAAUUUUGGAAAUGUUGAUGGACAGCAAUCACAGCCAAGAAGCAGCACACCGUUUGGGACAACUCAAGCUUCUGGAGUUAAUAACAGUAAUAAUAACCAGAUUCUGUCAAACCCAGGAAGCUCUGGAUUCAAUUUUGGAAAUAAUUCGAAUAGCAACAACAACAAUAAUAACAAUAGUAAUAGUAGUGGCGCAUUUGGAAAUAAAAUUGCUGAUGGAAAUGGAUUUAGUUUUGGUGGUGCAAGCAAUAGCAGCAGCAAUGCUAAUAAUGCUUUUGGUAAUAACGGUUUUGGUAAUAACUCUCAAUCGAAUUCUGGCGGAUUUAAUUUUGGAGCACAAAACAAUGGAUCUGCCUUUGGUUCCAUGAAUAAUAGCGGUAGCCCAUUUGGGAAUACUUCCAAUAAUGGAGGUGCUUUCAGUGGUAAUAACAACAGCCAGAACAAUAACAACAAUAAUAGCAAUCAAGGCGGUGGUAAUGGUGGAUUCAACUUCUCGUUCGGUGCUGGCAAUAAUUCUGCCUUGCCUGACCCAACUUCGGUGUUUGGUAAUCCUGGAACUCCAAAUCCUCCCCAAAUGAACGCUGGCAACACUUCGAACGGGUUUAAUUUCGCCCAAGGGUCUACACCACCAGUGACCCCAGGGACCACUGGGACCCCCAGAAGGAUCCUUCACCCUAGAGGUAGACUUCGUCGAUGA